Chanos chanos (milkfish) is the source of this 1203-nucleotide messenger RNA. RefSeq names its product cholinergic receptor, nicotinic, alpha 5 (gene chrna5). Gene Ontology annotation, cellular component: postsynaptic membrane. The transcript is spliced from 6 exons. Gene Ontology annotation, biological process: monoatomic ion transmembrane transport. The record is from RefSeq and is a predicted model, not a curated record. Lineage: Eukaryota; Metazoa; Chordata; Actinopteri; Gonorynchiformes; Chanidae. The coding region runs from base 16 to 1203 and encodes 395 amino acids. Gene Ontology annotation, molecular function: acetylcholine-gated monoatomic cation-selective channel activity; transmembrane signaling receptor activity.
GAGAAGAAUCAGCUGAUGACCACCAAUGUAUGGAUAAAACAGGAAUGGAUUGACACAAAGCUACGAUGGGACCCUGAUAAAUAUCUGGGCAUUACAUCCAUCAGAGUUCCCUCUGACUCCAUCUGGAUCCCAGAUAUUGUGCUCUAUGACAAUGCUGAUGGUCAUUUCGAGGCAACGGUCACCAAAGCUGUGGUGAGGUACGAUGGCGCCAUCUCCUGGACACCACCCGCCAACUACAAGUCCACCUGCACCAUAGACGUCACCUUCUUCCCCUUCGACCUGCAGAACUGCUCCAUGAAGUUUGGAUCCUGGACCUACGACGGCUCACAGGUGGACAUACUCCUUGAAGAUGUGCAUGUGGAUAAGAGGGAUUAUUUUGACAACGGGGAAUGGGAGAUCGUGACAGCCACGGGAAGCCGAGGAUUACGGACCGACGGCACCUUCACGUAUCCCUUCAUCACCUAUUCCUUUAUCAUCCGCCGGCUGCCGCUCUUCUACACCCUCUUCCUCAUCAUCCCCUGCAUCGGCCUGUCCUUCCUCACGGUGCUGGUCUUUUACUUGCCCUCUAACGGUGGAGAGAAAAUCUCCCUUUGCACCUCAGUGCUGGUCUCCCUCACUGUUUUCCUGCUGGUGAUUGAGGAGAUCAUACCGUCUUCCUCCAAGGUCAUCCCGCUCAUCGGCGAGUACCUGGUCUUCACCAUGAUCUUCGUCACGCUCUCCAUCGUCAUCACCGUCUUCGCCAUCAAUAUCCACCACCGCUCUUCCGCCACUCACCACAGCAUGGCGCCGUGGGUCCGUCGCAUAUUCCUACACCGUCUGCCCAAGCUGCUCUGUAUGCGCAGCCACGUGGACCGAUACGCGAGCACUGCAGCCGGACAGGGAGACAGAAGGUUCGGAAAAGGAGGUUCUGUGAAAAACUCUAUGGAGGAGACCACCCCUCUGCUCUCCACCAAACAAAACCUGCAGGCAGCACUUGACUGCAUCCGUUACAUAACACUGCACGUGGUCAAAGAGAACGAAGUCAGAGAGGUUGUCCAGGACUGGAAGUUUGUGGCCCAGGUGCUGGACCGUGUGUUUCUGUGGGCCUUCCUCCUGGUGUCAAUCCUGGGUUCGGUGUUGCUCUUCAUUCCUGUCAUCUACAAAUGGGCCAACAUCAUCGUCCCAAGCCAUGUCGGUAGCAUCCCCCCAAUGGACAGACAGUGA